AUGAAGGUCGUGACGUUUGGAACGACAAACUUCAAAGCUCGUGAUAAGUUUGAAAAGCGAACCCCGACAGGUGCACGCUACAAGCUGCAUCGUCUGUCAAGGGAGAAGGGGUUACCCUGCCUCUCAUGGGGAGACUCGCGCCCAUGUUGUGUGAACAACUCUGCACGAGCACCUAAGGAGGCUUACCUCCUUACUAGCCCGUGGUGGCGCGUACGUAUCUCUACUGAGAUGUACGAAGGGAUUGACAGCCUGAAAUCCCUUUACGACCAUGCCGAGAAUAUUUUCUCCGGCGGUCCCUCUGCGGGACAGGAUGUGCCGCGUCGUACUGCUCAACCAGACCCAGUACGUCAACCAUCAGUUGGGAGCGGGGCUCCCAAGUAUCCCAGGACGGGGGAUAGCCGCGCCACCGGACGAGAUAACUCGUCCGACGUCCGUUCACGUCGCGGUGGCUCAACAGCUGCUCAACCAGAUAGCGCUGGCCACCGCGAGAGUCCUCUAAUGGAGGUGGAGGAGGAGGAAAGACGCUCUCCACACGAUCGUGGGGAUCCGUGUGUUCCCGAGAUCUUCUUUGAUCGCGUAACGCAAGGGUUAUGCGGCGACAUCGAACAUGAGCGGGACAGGCGUCUCCAAACGGCGGACACUGUCUUGAAGCAUCGAGCUGAGUUUGCCUUUGCUCAGCUUGAGAGCGAGAGAGCUCUGACAUCUCUUCGUGAUGAGAUAAGGGUAGCUCGUGGGAUUGUUGACCGUUCUCGGGCUGACAUAAGUGCUCUUCAGACACCUGUCGAUGCCCACCAUCGGGAGCACAAGGCUCUCUGCGAGAUGCUUGAGCGCAAGGGCGUUCUUCAUCGGAAGAAGCAGCGUACUGAUGGUACGGCUUAA
Peronospora matthiolae is the source of this 879-nucleotide messenger RNA. The record is from the annotation of a GenBank genome assembly. Lineage: Eukaryota; Oomycota; Peronosporomycetes; Peronosporales; Peronosporaceae.